AUGGGGGUAUCGUUGACAGACGUACAUGCUGAUCUGAUAGCAGGAUUCACCAAGAAACAAGAGAGAGAGGUCAACGGAUGGACUCUAGGAUGUCCACUCCAAUCCAGACGAGUAUUUGGAGUGUUACUUUAUCGAUGGUAUCUGGGAGUACCCGGUGAGGAUGAUGGUAUGCGAGAAAUGAGUCCGUGGCCGGUUCAUACAGUUCGCCCAGCAAUCCUACCCAGAUCAGAUGGCAUUUACUUCAUACCCGGAAUCCACGAGCAACCGUAA
This is a messenger RNA of Opisthorchis viverrini, 270 nucleotides long. RefSeq lists its product as hypothetical. Bases 1 to 270 code for a protein of 89 amino acids. The record is from RefSeq and is a predicted model, not a curated record. NCBI's taxonomy places the organism in Eukaryota, Metazoa, Platyhelminthes, Trematoda, Opisthorchiida, Opisthorchiidae. The transcript has a single exon.